GUUUUAUUUCUCAGCAGAUCAUUCUGCCGCGCCCGUUUAUCUUUCUCAUUUGAAUCUAUCUGCGACUUUGUUACCAUGGAUGAAGAAUACGACUGCGUUGUGCUCGGAACUGGCUUGACGGAAUGCAUCAUAAGUGGAAUGCUGUCUGUUUCUGGAAAGAAGGUACUGCACAUGGAUCGUAACAAGUACUAUGGCGGAGAGUCAGCGUCUAUCAACCCGCUCGACGAUCUUUUAGCUAAAUAUGGUCUUUCCGAAAGUGCAAGUCUUUACGGACGUGGAAGAGAUUGGUAUGUCGAUCUAAUUCCGAAAUUUUUGAUGGCCAACGGACAGCUGGUCAAGCUCUUGAUCCACACGGGUGUAACUCGUUACUUGGAGUUCAAAUCUGUCGAAGGAAGCUAUGUUUACAAGGGUGGUAAAAUUUCGAAGGUUCCUGCCGACGAUAGGGAAGCUUUGAGCUCUGAUCUUAUGGGUCUUUUCGAGAAGCGACGGUUUAGAAACUUCCUCAUUUACGUUCAAGAUCUGAAUGAGGAUGAUCCCAAGACUUGGAAGGAUAUGGACCCUACGAAGACGACUAUGUUUCAGCUAUAUGCGAAGUUCAAUUUGGAUCAGAACACCCAGGAUUUCACUGGACAUGCUUUGGCUCUGCACAGAGACGAUGAGUACAUUCAGCAACCUGCAUUGACUACCAUUAGAAGGAUCAAGCUUUACAGCGAAUCUUUGAUGAGAUAUGGAAAAUCGCCUUACUUGUAUCCGCUGUUCGGCUUGGGGGAACUUCCGCAAGGGUUUGCUCGGUUGAGCGCCAUAUAUGGUGGCACAUACAUGCUGGAUAAGCCGGUUGAAGAGCUCGUCAUGGAAGAUGGGAAGGUUGUUGGUGUUAGAUCUGGAACAGAGGUGGUCAAAACUAAACAAGUUUACUGUGAUCCAUCGUAUGUUCCACAUCUCGUAGAUAAGGUUGGGCAAGUAAUCAGGUGUAUUUGCUUGAUGGAUCAUCCAAUCCCGAACACCAAGGACGUCAAUUCGUGUCAGAUCAUAAUUCCUCAGAAACAAGUCGGACGCAAGUCAGACAUUUACGUGUCUCUCGUUUCUGCUACAAUGAGUGUAGCUCCCAAGGGAUGGUAUAUCGCGAUGGUGUCAACCACCGUUGAAACGGCUGAUCCUGAAUCUGAAAUCAAGUGCGGUUUGGACCUUCUCGGGCCUGUCAAGCAGAAGUUUGUUAUUGUGAGCGACAUAUACAAACCAAAGAGCGACGGCUUAGACAGUCAGAUUUUCGUUUCACGAUCAUACGACGCCACGUCGCACUUUGAAACGACGUGCAGCGAUGUUUUGAAUAUCUUUCAACGAGGAACUGGCGAACCGUUCGAUUUCUCAAAAGUGCGCCAAGAACAGAGCGAAGAUCAAGAAUGAAAGUUGGGGAAAAGAAAAGAUACACACGAGGCAAAGACCGCCUUGCAAGCACAGUUUCAAGAAAAUUGCUCCAGUAACUGUUCAAUUUCGUCAUCCGACAACUGCCGAAUAUCAAAGCGUUUCGCAUAUUUAUUGCUUCUCACGAACUUCACCUUCGUCCUCCCUGUAGAUCGUAAGUUCGUUGGAACCAGGAAAAUUACGAUUCGCGCUGGAUACAUUCGCUACUUUCGUUGUUGGUCCUGGCUCCUUUGAACUCAGUGAAGAAUCUUGUCAUGUGGAUGUGAUCUUUCCUGUUCAAUUCUUCGACUGCUUGUUGGCGUAGUGAGUAUUGUCAAUGAGAAAUUCAAACUUUGGCUGGGCAAUAUGUAUAAUCAUUUGGCGAUUGUCACAUAAAUGUUCAUACCACAUGACCGGAAUCAGCUUCCUAGAAUCGUGCAGAGUAUUAUGUUUCCGUCGAUGCGUUUGCCUUCGUUGGUAAGCAUGGACGUGUUAGUUCGUCUUGGGAAAUUUCUGUGGGUCACUGUGAUUUUUUUUUUUUGACAUGAUGUUUUGUUUGAUACACUUCUGGUGGAAGAUUGUGCAUGAUAUCCGAUCAGGAUGCAUCAAGGAAUUGAGCUGGCGUUGCUUGGCGAGGGGCUCUGAAAAGCUCUUGCCAGGAAGUGGAAUUGUGUAUUGCUUAACAGCUUAUUUUGACAGCUCCUUCGACGCUUUUUUUUUUCUUGUUCCCGCAUUCCAACAUGAUAUGAAAUGUAAGCUAUGGUGGAGCAUUUGCGUCUCA
Molecule: messenger RNA, 2182 nt
Organism: Notodromas monacha
Lineage: Eukaryota; Metazoa; Arthropoda; Ostracoda; Podocopida; Cyprididae
Source: the annotation of a GenBank genome assembly